Messenger RNA from Bipolaris victoriae FI3, 1653 nucleotides. RefSeq lists its product as hypothetical. The coding region runs from base 1 to 1653 and encodes 550 amino acids. Gene Ontology annotation, biological process: DNA-templated transcription; positive regulation of transcription by RNA polymerase II. The record is from RefSeq and is a predicted model, not a curated record. Gene Ontology annotation, molecular function: sequence-specific DNA binding; DNA-binding transcription factor activity, RNA polymerase II-specific; zinc ion binding. The transcript has 4 exons. Lineage: Eukaryota; Fungi; Ascomycota; Dothideomycetes; Pleosporales; Pleosporaceae.
AUGGCACUGAGACCUGAAACACCCGGACUGAGCGGUUUAAGUUAUAUAGAGUCCUUGAAAAUUAGGAUUCAAACACUCGAAACACAACUUCGGGAAGAGCCGUUGCAAGAUACCACACCAUCGAGACGAGGAUCCGAUACACCUAGAGAUCAAGAUGAUACUCAGCAACUCACUAACAUACCAGGGUCGUCCGAGGUCGUGGAUCAUCCAAACGGUGAUCUACAUGACACAAUAGAGGAAGCAUCAUAUCUUUCACUAGCUGCUAUGGGCGCACAGCGGGCGGAUCGUCAACCCUUCCCAACCCAGGGCCUCUCUUUCCUAACUUUACUGUAUGCUGCAAUCGGCGUGUCAGGGGCAAACCCUUCAACAUCUCAGGAUAACCAUGCUUUCCAUUCUGCCACUCUGGCUAAUCUUCGUAACGACGUUGUUGUGGCCCAUUACGAGCAAAGUAGAACCGUAAACAGCGCCGCACUCGACAAGUACGUCGAGUUUGUGCAGCAGUCUUAUCCGUUCAUAGCCAGUGGAGACCUGAGAGACGUGUUCAAUAUUGCUUUGCAAACUCAACAGGGCGAUAGAAAUGCUGCUACUGUUGACGCAGAGCUACCCGAGACGACUGUUAUGAUGCUGUUCGGCCUCGCCACAGGCCUUCUGGUGUCGCCAGGCUAUACGUACACUGAAGUCAUCGCGACCAAGUAUGCAGCGUGUGCAGUAGAUUUGCUACCUCGCGUAUUCGAACGCGCGAGUGACUUACCGACUGUUCAGUGCUUAGUCGCAUUGACAAUCUACUCGCUAUACACAGCACUCGGAGGUUCAACUUGGCAUUUGCUAGGCUUGGCAAUGACGCGCUGUGUUGCGUCUGGUAUGCACACAAGUAGGUUGUCUGACUUGGAGUCAGACAACGAGAACAAACGAAACAGCUGCAGAACCUUUUGGACGCUCUACAUAUUAGACACGUACAUCAGUACUGCACUAGAUCGACCAUUUUGUCUCAGUGAUAAUGACGUUCUGGUCUCGUCGCCGACUUCGACAGAGAUUGGCAACGACGAUAGGCGACUUCGCUGUCUAGUCGAACAUGCUCAAUUGCUCCGGUCCAAUCGUUCAGAGGCUACGACAGACUCUUGGGUUCACUACAUCAACCUCCGCCACUGGUACGAUAUUAUGGAUACACCCGCAGUUCCGUCACUCUCGCAACUCCACAUGUUGGUCCGUGGCCUUAUCGAGAUAGUCAAGCGACUAUCACUCCAGAACGACCAGAACUGGAAUCUGAUAUUGUGUGGGGCCGAACCGGACAUUGAGAACUACCUCAAUCUCUUGGAGACUCAGCUUCUAGAACAGCGUUGCGCACCCGCAGCUUUUGACGCUUUCGAUGUGUUCGCAGUUGGAGUCAUGAUCAUGCAGUCACGCAUGCAAACUGCGGCGCGCAUAGCUGCACGGAAAGGCAUUGUAUCGCAAGCUAUCAAUGUCCUGACAAUGCUCUCAAUGCGAUAUUCUCCCGUCCGCAGUCUGAGAGAUGUGCUCUCGGAGUGUCACGCUAUCUCGACAGACAACCGGCAACUUUCGUCUUCGUCGCACCUUCGCGGUCUUAUUGAUCGUUCAGAAAUAUGUAUUUCGAAGCCCCUGCAAGAUAUGAUUUUUAGGGGGUUUACACCUUGA